AUGAGUGACCAGCAGGGUCAUCCGACCAUGCAGAGUAUAGCCGACUAUUUGGCGCAACUGCUCAAAGACAGGAAACAGCUCGCCGCCUUCCCGAACGUCUUCAUUCACGUCGAACGGCUCAUAGAUGAAGAAAUCGCCAGGGUUCGGGCAAAUUUAUUCCAAAUAAACGGAAUGAAGAAGGAGCCGCUAGUUUUGCCAGAAGCACAGGGCCCGCCCACAACACUCACAGAAAAAGUCUACGUUCCUGUAAAAGACCACCCAGAUUUCAACUUCGUCGGAAGGAUUCUGGGCCCGCGCGGCAUGACCGCAAAGCAGUUAGAGCAAGAGACUGGGUGCAAAAUCAUGGUGCGCGGCAAGGGCUCCAUGAGAGAUAAGAAAAAGGAAGAACAAAAUCGGGGCAAACCAAACUGGGAACACCUGAACGACGAGCUCCACGUACUACUCACAGUUGAAGACACGGAAAAUCGGGCUCGAGUCAAAAUGGACAGAGCCGUCGAGGAGGUUAAAAAGCUGCUCAUACCGGCCGAUGGCGAGGAUGAGCUGAAAAAGCGGCAGCUCAUGGAGCUGGCCAUUAUCAACGGGACGUACCGUGACUCGAGCGCCAAGGCGGCGGUGCAAGCAGGUGAGGCCGCGCAUGUGGCAACGGUGUGCGACGAGGAGUGGCGGCGGGUGGCGCUUGCGGCGUCCGAGACGCAGCGGAUGCUGUCCCCCGGCAUGCAGACGCUCACGGGGCCGAUGAGGAACCACGCGGCGCCGCUGGGCGCGCCCCUCAUCCUCUCGCCGCGCAUGCAGGUGCCCACGUCGGCGGCCUCCCUGCUCAACGGCUCGGCCCAGGCCCAGGGCCUGAUCCCCGGCCACGAGCACCACGGCCUCAUCUACGCGUCGCCGUACGACUUCAGCAACUACCUGGCGGCCGCCGCCUCCGCCUCGCCCCUCAUGACGGACUACAGCGAACACACGGAGCAGCGGUGGGUCACGGUUGGGGUGUGAACCAUUGGUUGCACGCACGAGGCUGGCCUGACCAGCGAUAAUCCAAGGCAGACUCCUGGCGCAGUUCCACCAGAGCAGCUCAUGAGCACAGGACUCCUCCUACUGUUCAUGUCCUGUGCUCACAUCCUUCUGUUGGUGAACUUCUUGCUGUUUUCAAUGGCACUUUUUCAUCCAUGGGAUAUUCCAGUGACGACCACCACUAUGAUUUCACAUCGACUUUCUUUCUUACUUCAUUACCAGUGAAAGGUAUGAUGUAUAAUGUGAAGUGUGCAAUGCUGCCAGUUUUACCAGAAGACAAAGCCAGCUUUUUUAUAAACUGUAGUGACCUAUGAAAUUUGUUUUAAAUGUAGUUUUCUAUAGAUAGCACUUUCCUUAUUCCAGUGCACGAAUCUUCCUUCUAGAUUUUUUAAAUAAAGUAGUUAAUGAGUAUGUUAAAGAAUUUUCUGUAAGUAAAUUUGUAAAUAUUAUUAUCUAUGUAGAUUUGCCAAGUUGAACUGGGUCUAUUUUAAAAAUUAGAUUAUUGUUCUUUUCAUUUAUGAAUUGUGUGUGCCGUUCUUUGAUGUGUACAUUCUGAUGUAUACUCACGUGUAUAGAGUUUGUAUUAUAUUUUCUAUAUAAGUUGAAUUAUUGUGAUUGUUAUUUAUUUGAUUAGUGCUAUUGCAAUAGUGCCUUUUACCAAUCCCUUUACAGAAGAAAUUUGUCCACUUCUGAUUCUGUUUCUGCUUAAAUAUGGUCACUGCAUUGAGGUGGAGAUGGUUUAUAGUUUCUUUAUGCACCUGUAAAAAUUCUCCUUUUAUCAAAGAAUUUCAUGUGAUCUUCCUCUGAUACUUUUAGAAAGGAUCAAUUUUCUGAAAAAAAAAGAAAAAAAAAGGACAAAAUACGAAUCCUCGCUUCUUUGUGGAUACUUAUCCGAGGGACUGAAAUGCACAUCUAAGUGCUCGGAUAAAGGUAUUAUUUUAGCAGAUCAAAAUUCAGGAAAUCGAAUCAAAGUUUCUUAUGUAUUUCCUAGAAAUAUAGACUGUAGGAGUAGGGAGAAGAAUAAGACAGACAAUGUGGAGAAAUUUACAUUGUUUCUGUAAUGCAGCGAUCCGAGCUUUCAAAGACUUAUAUAUUGUUACAAUUGCAAAAUUUUUCUAUGGUUGUUUGUUUCAUAGUUUUAUUCAGUUGACAAGAAUUGAUUAUCUAUUUCCACUUUUCAUGUAAAUUAUGUGCUGUACCCAGUACAGCUAUUAACUGACUGGCAGUUUGGAUAGACAUGCAUUGAUUUGCUCUAUAGUUUACUCUUCCCAGUGCCAUACUGCUUUCUGUUUCAACUUCUGCAUGAAAUUUUUACUGCAGCUAUUAUGAAGGCUUUGAAAACAUUUUUCUCUCUUUUUUUAUUUUUUAUUAGUGAAGCUAGAACAAAGUAUUUGAAUACGAGAGAAGACAUUAUGUCACCUGUUACCAGUGUUAUUUAUAUGUAGUUUUGUUGUGUGUUUGUGUAUGUGUGUGUGCCUUUUUUCCAGUGAUCAAUUAUGUUUUUUUUGUUGAUGUUUUGUAUUUGUGUAGAAUGGAGCAUGAAUUUUGCAUUUGCCAGAAAGCAGCUCUUGUGAUGUCAUUAUCAAAUGCUGCAUAGCCAUAGAUGUGCCUGAAGCAGAAAUACUGCCUUUUUUGCCAUGGGAUUCUUAUUUCUUUUCUUUUUAAAUGUUCCAUUUUACAUAAACGUGAUUGAAAACGUCCCAACAUGGUCAACUUUUACUUAAAUCUGUUCCUCUUCAGAAAUUUUUUUAAAACCCUCCUUUGAGUUAACGGAAAUCUAAUACGCAAGUUUAUGAAAUUUUUGAAAUGCCAGUUGGGACGUUGCAAACUUUCUGUGUGUCUGCGAUGUAUGCUUUAAAUAUGAGUUUUGUGCCUGCAAAACAGGAGCACUAGCGGGCGUUAAGCAGCGCAGACACUUGGGACAGAUGAGAGAACAUCCCUACCAAAGGGCGGGGCCUCCUCUUGUGAAUUAGACCCAAGUGUGCCAAGGUUAGUCUCUGUUACGUUAUCUCUCUAAAGUACCUCUUGUUGUGGAGCCUCCUUUUUAUAUGGCUUUUCUUACUAUCGUAGUCAGAAUUCAAUCUGGAAAUUUCACCAUGAAAUUUCCACAGAGUGCGACCCAGUCCUGGCCUUGUCAUUUACAAAUACUAACCAGUGGUUUAGUAUUCCCCUACAUAAUCUAAAAUUUUAAAGCCACUUGAGCUGAUGUGGGCUAGUGUAAAUGGAAGGCCAGGCCUGUUUCGGCUGAGCGUGCUUGAUUCAAGUUUAAGUUGUUGAAUGAGUCGGGCUUUAUUCCUUAUGAUUACGUUUCACUUUAAUCAAAAACCUGUUCAGGGUGUUUAACAAUUGACAGAUAAACCCCUUUGUGGGAAGUGAUCACCCUAAGCCUGGUGGUGACAAAUUAGUCAACAUAUUUAUUUUCAAAGACUUCGAAUCAAAUAUGCAUUCUUUAAAACUGCUCGCAAAAGUUAAUGUUACCAGACCUAACGUAAUCUAUACAUGAUUAAUGCCCGCCUCAGUGUUAUAGUUUGUCUUGAUAUUAUUAUUUUGGGUUUUUUUUCUUUCUUUGAGGAAAGAAGGACUGUAUGAAAUUGGAGUUUUUCUCAGUCGGUACAGUAGUCAUCACUUUUUAACAUAAAUGUAGAUGAGGUCACAUGAGAAAUGUGAUUUUCCCUUAAGCUAGUCUAUAUUAUUAUUUUCCUUUUUUCACAGAUUUUUAUAGAUAUUUAUGUAUACAUAUUUAUACGAGAAUGUUAAGUUUUUAUCAGUUACUUCUUGGUAAUAAGAUUUUAUAAUCCCUUCAUUAAGUCAACUUUUCAAUUUUGACCAGUAUUUCUCAUGAAAGAAGAUUUUUUCUGCUAUAUGCCGUGCAAAAUGGCAUGUGGCCUUUGGUUGUUUCUGUUUCCCCCUCUCCCUUAAUUGUGUUCUACUCGGACACAUUUUUCUGAAGGGACAGUAAGAUGAAGGACCCAGGUGAUGUCUCUCUGGUUUAUUCUUUCUCAUUUACUUAAUUUUUCAUUGUAAUGGUUGUGAUAAUUUUGCCAAGACCUAAAGAGGCCAAAAGCAAACGAAACUGUCCUUCUUUCCUCUGAUUGUAUCUUCGUAUUUGUGAGAAGGUCACAAAAAGAUUUCAUUUCAAAGGGGCAGUAGAUGUGGAGCGAAUUAAAAUGUAUAUGUACAUUGUUAGUUUCCUCAUUUGGGGAAUUUGAGAUAUUUAUAUAAAAUAUAUUGGUAAAAACUAAAUAUAUAUAUAUAUAUAAAGACAUAUAUAUAUAUUAUGUAUUAUCAUUUCCAGUAUGAAAAUACUAUUUUGUAUUUUUUUGUUGUUGUUGUUUUAUGGCAACUUGAGCCUGUGGAGUGCUAGUAAGACUUUUCCAUUGGUUUGUACAUAUUAGGUGCAAAAUCAAACAUGCAAAAAUAAAUGAAGUGUAAGUUGAUAGUAGAAACUCAUUCAUUUCUUUUCCCCAUAUUUUCAUUUUGUAUCCUUUUAGCCUUUAUUUUGCCAGACCCAAAAUGGAUCUGUUCAGACACCAAAAUAGCUACACUACCUUAAUCCUUCCUUCUUUGGGUCUCUACUAACUUACGUUGAUACAAUCCUUCUCUCCCUUUCUUGCUAACGAACGUCCACAUGGCCAAGUUGAUCUUACUAACUUUAUGGAUAUUUAAUCAUUGCUUCAUAUUAAAUGCUUAAGUAAAUUUGGAGGAGGAGUCACCAAGCUAUGCUCCACAUAAGUGAUGCUAGACUGCGCUCUGCCUACUGUUCUCUUGCACCUUGGGGAAUGCUUCUGGUAGUUUUGGGUUUUAAAACAAGAUGUAGUUCCACUUAUUAUUGUUUUACUGAAUCAUUUAAGCACACUCUUAUGAACAUUUUCUUUCUUGUAUGUUUUUUGGAAAGGUUGAGGUAUAACAAUUCUUAAGUUUGCAGCAAGGAAUUUCCGUUAUUUUUUUUUCUGUCACCCACUUGCUUUUGUUUUUUUGGAACCCUAUUGGGCUACAAGUGAAAUUCUUAUUAUUUUACGGAUGAAUAUUAGCACCAGCUUCUUCAGAAUCAUCUGCUCUUCUAUCUUUUGUUGUUGCUCAGUAUCUGUUGAAUGUUACACAUUGGCGAGAGUAAAGAAAAUCUGAUACGGAGAUUUUAUCCUAUCAGUUUGCAAUCAAAUUCCUUCUUAAUGGAAAGUCCUUCAUUGUUUCUUGUGGCAAAAUCCUUUAUCAAAUAUUUUUGCAGAUGAUGCUGAUGUUUCUGUGUUACAUUUCACUAUACAGGGGGCUCGUUACUAACAAACCCCCACUAAUUUUAUUUUAUCUUUGUUUUGUUCAUUGCUAUUUGAACCAAUGUGCAAGCUUUAAUAGUUCAUGUGUUCAUAAUGAAAAAGACUUUAAUUCAUUUUACUAAACCUUCAAUGUUGGCUUGGUCUGUCAACAUGGUUUGGGCUUCAUGUCAAAUUUUCCCUGGGAUUGAUGUUUGUAGUGGUGUAAAUACCUCUCAGCUUUGAGACAAGAUGUUCAUAUAUUAAGUGUCAGAAACUGGCAUAAAUAUUGUCUCUCAGCAAGUCAGCUACAGUUACUAAUGUUAAAAUAAUAUGAUAAUAUGGUUUAGUGGCUGCCUGAUGACAAAAGUUUGCUUCAAACAUUUUGGCUCGUUUUUAAAAGUUUUAUUUUUUCUCAUUCUUUUACUUUAACUCUUGAAAUCUUUAUCAUGUGCAAGCUUUUGUCUGUAGUUAGUUAUUUGUAUUUUUUUUUAUAUAAUAUCUAUAAAAAAAAAAAUACUCGGGCUCAUAUGUCUGUAAUGCCUUGUGUGGAAGACAAAUUUCCGAUUUUUUUUCUGAACCAAAUUAAUACAUGCUGGCAUUACAUACAUGAACCCAGCUCCUUUGAUAAUCUUUGGACAAAAUCAAAUACUAACAUUCUGUUUUCUUUUUUCUUUUCCCUUUUUAACUCCCCCGGUUGGCAACCUAGAACAAAACCUGGCCUGUAGGCUUCGAGUGCUAACACAGGAAUGGUGUCGAGCGAUCACAAGCAACCGUCCAUCCAAACAUCCUCCCAGUGUAAAGUAACAAGCAACUGCACGCAUCAAGAUGGUUGGUUGGUCCACACUUUAUACUAACCAGCGUCACUUGUUGGGGACAGCACUACCUGCAUGGGUAGGUGUCUUGUGUUCUCUGCUACCUUUAACAUCACUUCUACUAAAAAGGAAUAAGUGGCACCAUAAUUUGAGUGAAUGUGUGAAUUUAGUGAUGAGCAUCAGAAGCAACUCAAGCCAAGCAUAACAAUGUGCCAAUGAUAUAUGCUUAAUUAAGUACAAAAGUCUUAACGAAAAUUAAUUUAUUAGUAUGAUGGAAGACAGGUGUGGACUCACCUACAAGCAACAGUAUUGUAGUGUCUCAUGUCCUUACUAGUCUUCAAAAGCAAUAUUUAAGUUUUAAGAUGAAAAGAUGUUGACAGUUAUGAGACACAUUUACAUUGAAAUAUCAGUAGGUGUGUGUCCGACUCAUACUUACUUCGACAAUUCUCAUUUUAUCUUUGAAUAUGAAGACUCAGGAAAAUAGAUUCCACAGCCAUACCAAAGCACAUUUUUCGUUUUUGUAAUGUGCAACUUGACUCAAAUCAACUUUUCAUGUGGUCAUUUUUGUAAUGGUGCAUUCAUUGCAUGCUGUUGGGAUUAUUUUGUGUUUCAAACUAGUUUUAUGGAGGGCCCAUUCUGUUAACAUAGAAAGUUUUCUCAAUAUGAUGAAUCUCCUAGGUAUGAAGCUCGCCAUGAGCGUAUUAGCUAGAACUUUAAAUGAAUUUGAUGUGUUGAAAUCACUGAACACAUAUGCAUAACGUACUUAUAUACUUCACAUCCAGUUGAAACUAAUAUUCUGUACUUCAUUGGUCUCUUUUUUGCUAUUUAAUGGAGUUUCAAAAGUUUCAAUGAAUUGUGAUUUCUUUAGAUGCUGUUUGAAUCAGUAAUGCUCUAUCUGAUCAACAAGAUUGGUCACUUCUUCGAUUAAUUUGAAAAUUUGCACAUAAAUCCAUCAAAUUAAUAUUUUCCAUGGCUACCAUAAAUACAUCUAUAAAGUAUCUAUAAGCACUCAUAUCUACAUUGUUCUGAAUGUUUUAGUUUAUUCUUAAUUUUUUUUUGUUGUUGGUAGCUCGUGAGCUCAUGUUGCUUGUAUUACAUUAUUUAUUAUAUUAGAAGACUGGUUCUUGUACAUAUAAAACAAAAUGUAAGGAACCUACCCUUGAUAAAGAGGCAGCUAUAUACAAAGUACUAGCUGUUGUUGCUACUUUAGAAAGAAAAACACGUAUUCAUGUUGCCAUUAUGUUCAGUACGUAAUGUGUUUCCAUUUGGUUACAAAACAUUUGAUGUUAGGUAUUUAUUAAUGUAUUGCACUGAUCUUUUCAACUGUGUUGCUUUUUUUCCCAUUGUUUUUAUUUUUAAUUUAUAAGCCAUUUAUUUUCGUUUGUUAAAAUAAGCUGUGAGUAGGCUUUUGAAACUUUUGCUUCACUGCUUAAAAACAAAAACUUGCCAGUCCAUGACUGCACAAGAGAAAAAGUAGUCAAAUGGUGCUAAGGUGUAAAACAUUAGGAUUUAUGUUUAUGUCACACAUUUCUGUGCAGCAAUUUCAUCAACACAAAAAUGCCACCUUUUAGAACAGGAAAAGGGAUUAUGAGAUGAGGAUUAAGGAGGGUGCAAAUUCACAGACCAAAGAAAUCAAGAACAAGCCUUUGCACUCAUAAUUGUACCACAUCACAUUUAUGUAUUGAUUAGCAACUUCCCCAUUGUCACAAAAACUUCGGUAGCUCAUGAAUUUGUAUUAAUUUUGUAAUGAUCUUUUUGAAUAUUGUAUAUUGGACAAAAAUCAAAUAAGCCAAACAAUUUUGGCAUCCUUACACACUCAAAAAGUAGAGUGAAUAUUCUCAAAAUAGAAUGCGUUUAGAAAAUGUAGGUUUUAAACAGGGACCGAAACAUUUCUUAUUAACUGUACGUUUAACCACAUGAAGGCUAUGCUGAACUCACUUUCAUUGUGUCCCAUUGAUCUUGCUUGGCAUUGGUACUUAAAUUUGUUUGUUCUUCCUUGUGGGAUUACAGUUCAAUCUAUUGUUUGUUUUGUCUAAGUUGAUUUAUUGUUUUUGUCUAAGCCCCACUAUUAAAGCCACUUGUUGCCAUACAGCAUGCAGUUUGAAAUAUGUUCAUUUCAAUUGUUUGCUGAAUUGUAUUAUACUUAAGUUUGAGAAAGAACACUAAAUUAAGUUCAAGCAAAAAAUUUGACAGAUUUUGAAGAGUAAGACGUAGAAGACAGAUCUUGUAUUUUUUUUUUCUUUUCGGUUUUUAAUGAUUAAUUUUUCUUAAGUUAGUGUAGAUAGCUGCAAAGAGUUCUGGAGUCAUAAUUUCAAUUAUAUUGCUGGCGCAGAAAGUUGAUUCCUUCUUUUGUCAGUUACUGCAUUAAGAGAAAGGAGGGUUGUUGAUUGUCUAUUGUUUAUUUAUUACCAUUAGUAUCUUUGUUUAAAAAAAAGUCUAUGAGAUUAUAGUUUGUUGUUGGAACUUGCUUUUUUGUAUGAAAAAAGCAAAUAUUAUUGACUGUGAUUGUUCCACUCUUUGUGGGCAAUUAAUUGUUUGCCUUAGAGAGUAAGAAACGCAAGAAAACUCGGUAAAAAGAGUGUCUCAGCUACUUUUUCCUGUCUCGAUGUUGAUAUAUUUUUCUUCUUUUUGUAUGUGUUACAUUGAAAUACAUAGUUUAAAAUUAA
Molecule: messenger RNA, 8736 nt
Organism: Thrips palmi
Lineage: Eukaryota; Metazoa; Arthropoda; Insecta; Thysanoptera; Thripidae
Gene: how
Product: protein held out wings
Exons: 7
Coding region: 1-990 (329 amino acids)
Biological process (GO): regulation of mRNA splicing, via spliceosome
Cellular component (GO): nucleus
Molecular function (GO): mRNA binding
Source: RefSeq, a predicted model, not a curated record